This is a messenger RNA of Eucalyptus grandis, 2430 nucleotides long. Its product is annotated as putative pentatricopeptide repeat-containing protein At3g25970. The coding region runs from base 1 to 2430 and encodes 809 amino acids. The record is from RefSeq and is a predicted model, not a curated record. Lineage: Eukaryota; Viridiplantae; Streptophyta; Magnoliopsida; Myrtales; Myrtaceae. Gene Ontology annotation, biological process: RNA modification. Gene Ontology annotation, molecular function: RNA binding; protein binding. The transcript has a single exon.
AUGAAGUCGCUCGCCGCCAGCAUCAGGUCCCUCGUCUCCCGAUCCCUAAUCCCUCGAGCCCUCGAGCUCGCCGUCGUCGCGCCACCCGCCCUCUCCCCUCUCCUCGCCGACCAGGCCUACGCGCUCCUCCUCAAGUCCGGCCACCCCCUCCACCCCUUCCUCUCCACGCCCCUCAUCUCUCGCGCCGCCAGGGACGGCGACUUCUCCCGCUCCUCCCUCUUCCUCUCCGACACCCGCUCCCCGGACGCCGUCGCCUUCAACGCCCUCAUCUCCGGCCUCGCCUCGUUCCGCCGCCCCGGGCCCGCCCUGGCCCUUCUUGACGAGCUGAGGCGCCGGGGCCUCCGCCCCGAUGCGUACACCUUCAGUGCCUUGGUCAAGGCUUGCGGGAGCGUUUGGGAGAAUGAGAUCGUUCACGGGGCUUGCUUGAAGUACGGGUUCUCUUCGGGCGCGUAUGUGGUGAGCGGGCUCGUGGAGAAUUACGCCGGCGGCGGCGAGGUUGGGGCGGCGGAGAAGUGCUUUGAGGAGUGUGAGGGCGUGGAUAAUGUGGUUUGGGUCGCUAUGGUUAGUGGGUAUGUGUGGAAUGGGGAGUUUGAGAGUGCGAAGGAGUUGUUUGUGGAAAUGCGCCGUUUGGGAUUGGAGGUGAAUGAGUAUAGCAUGACCGCUGUUCUCGGUGCUUUGCUUGAUGGUAGGGAAGGAGGACAGGUUCAUGGGUUUGGUUUGAAGAUGGGUUUGUUGUCUGGAUGUUCGUUGCAUCUGAGUAAUUCGAUUAUGCAUAUGUAUUCGCGGUGUGGAAGCCAAGCAGAUGCUGUCAAGGCGUUUGAUGAAAUUUCUGAGCCGGAUGUUGUUUCAUGGUCGGAAAGGAUUUUGGCUGCUUCUGAUGGCAUUGAGGCCUCCGAGUUGUUUAAAUUGCUCCACUCUGAAGGUGUGGUGGUUAACGAAUUCACGGUGAUCAAUUUACUGUCACAAAUUAUAGAUGUCAAGUUUUUGAAUCUUGGGAAGCAAAUCCAUGCUCUUUCUUUCAAAAGGGGACAUAUGCAAUUGGUUUCAGCUGGUAAUGCUUUGAUCUCCUUGUAUGGAAAGUGGGGGCAGAUUGUCGAUGCCAUGCUUGUGUUUGAUGAAAUGUGUCUACCGGAUCCUAUUUCGUGGAACUCCCUCAUUGCUGCAUAUUCUGAGAAUCAUCUUCUGUGUCAGUGUCUUGAAGCGUUCUCAAAGAUGCGCUCUCGUUGGGUGUUGCCAAAUAACUAUGCUCUAGCAAGCAUCCUUGAAGUGGUUGCCCAGUCAAAUUUGCAAGAGUCGGUAGCACAAAUUCAUUCCCUAAUAAUUAAGCUCGGUUUCAUGUUUGAUGAUUCCAUGAUCUCCGCUUUGGUCAGUGCUUAUGGAAAAUGCAACAGGGUUGAUCAAUCUAAGAAAAUAUUUGCUAAGCUUGACCAAAUCAAGGCAUUGCAUCUUAAUUCGUUGCUAGUCACCUUGAUGAGCACUGGAUAUCAUGAUGAUGCCCUGGUUUUGUUUCAAAGAACAUGGCAUUCGUGCAUUGCAGUAGAUAGCACGACUCUUAGCAUCCUCCUUAAAGCUUUUGGAGCUUUAACAGAUCUAGAACAAGGGAGAAUAAUGCAUUGCCUUUGUAUCAAGAAUGGGUUUUAUCAAGACAGUUUUAUAGAAAGUGCCAUAGUCGAUGUCUAUUGCAAGUGUGGAAGCAUCAAUGAUGCAGAGAAGGCUUAUAAAAAUAUCUCCAGAGCUAAUUUGGUUGCUCGGAAUGCCAUGAUGAUGGGGUAUGCUCAACACGGUUGUGACCGUGAAGUUAUGGAGCUAUUCCAUGAAAUGUCUCAAGUUGGAUUACGGCCUGACGAGAUAACUUAUCUUGCAGUACUCCAUUCAUGCUGCCAUUCAGGGUUGGUGGAAGCAGGGCAAACUUACCUAAACUCUAUGCAUGAACUUCAUGGGGUAGUUCCGAGUGUAGAGCAUUAUACCUGCAUGAUUGAUUUGCUUGGUCGGGUUGGCCUCUUGGAAGAUGCUAAAAGGAUGAUCAAUACCAUGCCCAUGAAUCCCGAUGCUCGGAUUUGGCAAAUUCUCCUUUCUGCCUGCCACCUCCAUGGAGAUGUAGACCUCGGGAACCUUGCAGGGAGGAAGCUCCUGGAGCUGCAACCUGAAAACGAUUCUGCUUAUGUUCUUCUAUCAAACAUAAAUGCUGCAGCAGGGAACUGGAGCGCUGCUAGGGAGUUGAGGAGAGAGAUGAAAGAAAAGAUGUUGGUGAAGGAACCUGGUUCAAGCUGGAUUCAGGUUAAAGGAACUCUGAACUUCUUUUUCGCUGAUGACCAGUCACACCCAGAUAGAGAGAGAAUCUUAAUGCAGCUGCAAGAGUUAUAUGGACAAAUGCUUUCACGAAGAGAAUCUGAACCUGGUUGUGCCUCCUCAGUGGAGCUGAUCUGUUAG